This is a messenger RNA of Acaulospora morrowiae, 413 nucleotides long. The record is from the annotation of a GenBank genome assembly. Lineage: Eukaryota; Fungi; Glomeromycota; Glomeromycetes; Diversisporales; Acaulosporaceae.
AAAUUGUUAAAGGAACACCAAAAUUGUGGGUAAAGUUAAUGGAGCUUUGUUGGAACGCGGACGUUUUCAAAAGGCCUACUGCUAAACAAAUGCAUGGAAUUUUAGAUAAACUAAACGAUAUUGUUCAUUUUAGAGAGGCAAGAGAGGAUAUAUUAAAAGAAAACUUAGAGUUAAGAGACCUUUGUGGAUACUCAUCUCUUGAUGAAUUUGCGGAUGAUGUAUGGGAAUUUAAACUCAAAAUGUUUGAUAUAAGCUGUCGAGAAGCAAAUCAUCAAAAGGAAAUGCACCCAAAGGCGAUAUAUACAAGUCAACUAAUAUCUGAUAUUACAAAGAACGUUCAAUGGGAAUCAAAUAAAUCAGUUCAAGAUGGUAAAUUUGAGUCCGUUCAAAAAAAGCUCGAAAUAAAUUUCUAG